Molecule: messenger RNA, 1274 nt
Organism: Cajanus cajan (pigeon pea)
Lineage: Eukaryota; Viridiplantae; Streptophyta; Magnoliopsida; Fabales; Fabaceae
Product: putative inactive poly [ADP-ribose] polymerase SRO5
Molecular function (GO): NAD+ poly-ADP-ribosyltransferase activity
Source: RefSeq, a predicted model, not a curated record
CAAACCAAGUGGCCUCUGUCACCAAAACAAGCAGCGCCAACACUUUCACACUUUUUUACUCUCUGCACCGCCCAUCGCAAUUCGCAAACUAAACACAACAAUAUAUAUAUAUAUAUAUAUAUAUAUAUGUAUAAAUAAACAAACACCAUCUCACUUAUCUCCUUAGUUCUUACACAAUACACACACCAUGGACGAUGAUUCCGUUAUUUCCGAUAGCCAAAGCUCCGUUUCCGUCACCGCGCAACACCAUGCUCCUCUCCUUACCCUCCCACACGGUGACGCCGUCCACGACCUCAUCAAGACAAGCUUCCUUCGCGGACUGGGCCCGCUCGGGCCCAAAACCCAGGUCCUUUCCGUCCAACGAAACGCAUGUUCCACCGCCGUUUCGCAAGCGCGUCUCCACUCCUUUCAUCUUUACGCUAAGGCGGUCGCAAAACUUCGCCACGCCAAUGCCAACGUUAAGUACGCCUGGUACGCCACUCGCGGCCACACCGACGUAAACGACAUCGUUUCGCACGGCUUCGCUCACGCACACGGUCCCAGACUACUUCUCUCCCCCGACGACGCUCCUCUGCAAAGUGUGAAAGAGUGUGUGGUUGGGGGAGACGGUGUGAGGCACGCGUUACUGUGCCGCGUUAUUCUCGGAAGAUCUGAGAUUGUUGAUGUUGAGGGUGACACAGAGCAAUGUUGUCCUACUUGUGACGACUAUGAUUCUGGGGUGGAUAGUUUUUCGGCUCCAACCAAGUACAUCAUUUGGAGUAACAACAUGAACACACAUGUUUUACCUGCUUAUGUUGUCAGCUUCAGGCUUCCUUCCUCCCAAGGGAUUGAUGAGAAGAGUGAGGAAGAGCCUUUGACGCCUUCUUCGCCGUGGAUGCCAUUCCCGACUCUGAUUUCUGUCCUUUCCAAGGUUAUGGCUCCGUCUGAUGUUGCCCUUAUCUCCAACUUCUACAAAGAUAAAAAAGAGAACAAGAUUUCACGACAUGAACUGAUACAGAGAGUGAGACGAAUAGCGGGAGACAAGUUGCUGAUUGCGGUCAUCAAAUCUUACAGACAAAAUAAAAAACCAAGCUUUCUGCAAAUAAGGUCAAAGAAUGGACGAAUGGCUUGGCAACAAGGAUAGAAUAAUUUCCUUCACAUGAGUAUUGCUGGGGUAGACACUAGACAGACACAAUACUAAAAUUUCAUAACCAAACUUACAAGGAGGACACAAAAUGCUUUAAAAGCAGUGUGCCAUAUGCUUCGGCUUUUUUUUUUUUUUUUUUUUUGAAGUU